GUCAGCCAGCGUUUUUCAGUAGUGUGAGGUGGUGAACGAAGAAAAACUUUUGUUUCACGAUUUUCCUCAAUCACUGAUAGAUCUUCUUUGGUUGUGCGUGCGCGAAUCCGUGAUAUCACUUCCAGUUGAAUAUUGGGAAAAAUUGAGUGCUUAGUCAAUAUUGUUUCUACCACAUCGGCCGUGAAACCUUGUGUAUUGUCUAUACAUUGAAAAUUUUAACUCAAGAGGUGACGACUGAAUCGGAAAAAAUUGGUCGAAUUGGUCAAUGCGAGAGAAAAAUUCUGAAUUUCCAAUUGCUGCUGAAAGAACGUAGUGCGAACAGAAAGAGCGAAGCAAUACUAAGUGGAAUUAAUAUUCUGGUUCCAUUCGAAUAGCGGGCGCAGAACAGAGCGGAAAUUAAUUUAAUUGUGUAGGAUACAUGCUUAGUAGUUCUGAACGGGACGGCACUGACUAUCUGUGACUUGGACGAGCUGGACAAGAGCAAUCAAUUAGGCAAAAACGUGCCCGGCAGUAAGCUGUUGUCAACAAAAAGCUAAAUAAUCACGACAAAUUCGACAAAGUCUGUCAACACGUCGCUGCCUGCAAAAGCGCACGGUGUUUUGAUUAUUUAUUUCGGCAGCAUCUGCUCGAUGACGGAAAAAGUGUGCAAAGUAGAUAAACCAAAGGCCGCCGUAACCAACCGACCGCCGUCGUACGUAUGAAGCAAGAAAGGAAGUAGUGAUCGGAAAAGUCUACGGAAAAGGUGGCAGUGGAAGAAGAAAAUGAUAUUAUGUGGCCACCCUCGUCUGCCGUUGUUCCGUCCUCGGUGAAUCAGCAUUCGGAAAUUUUAAUGCAGAUAAGAGAAGCGGUGUUAUGAAUCGGUUUUUAUUACCAUUGUUUACCUGUGUCUCGUUUGGUGAUUGUGAUUGGCGAGGUGAAAUGAUAAUUACGCAACGAGGAGGUUGCUUCUCGACGCCACCGAAGAAUAAGCAGUCUUCAUUGAGCAGCUGCUGCUGCUUCAGUAACAGGGUUUCCUGCCAAGCUUGCGUGUGAAGUGCUUCCACGGGAAAUAAGGCAAUCAACGAUUGCGGACAGAAGGCGACAGUGGCAACACUGGUGGAGUAAGAAGAAACUGCUGAUUGGCUCUAAGUAAUUGGUCUGACCUCCGAAAGCGGAGAAGCGAGGCGAUCCGUCGUCGUCUGCUGGUUGGUUUUCAGUUCAAUCGUGGUGGGUGGAAUCUGUGCUGAAAUAAUUGUGCCAGAGUGAAUGACACUGAUAGGGCCCGGUGCCCCAGGUAUGGCAUUUAUGAUGAAGAAGAAGAAGUAUAAGUUUACGGUAGAGCUCCACCUGGAAGAGCUGGUUGAGGUGCCGUUCGUCAAUGCGGUACUUUUCGCGAAGAUACGGCUGCUGGACGGCGGAUCCUUUCAGGAACAUAGUAAUAGGGAGGAGGUACGGAAUCACACCGUAAAAUGGGGCCAAAAGUUUGAGUUCCCCUGCAAGAUGACAUCGAACGCGUCGACCGGGGUGCUGGAUCCCUGCACGGUGCGGAUAUCGGUGCGAAAGGAGAUUAAAGGCGGUAGAAGUUACCAGAAAUUAGGUUUUAUAGAUUUGAAUUUAGCAGAAUUCGCUGGUUCUGGACUGACGUCCAGAAAAUGCCUUCUAGAGGGCUACGAUACGCGACAUCGACAGGAUAACUCCAUGUUGAACGUAUCGAUACGGAUGCACAUGAUUCAGGGUGAUAUUUUGUUUAAAGUUCCUUCGCCAAGUCCGAAAUCAAAAACGAUACCCCAGGACAAUCUGGUUCUUGGUCUGCCACCCACGACCGUUGGAGUACCUCCCGCGGUUGUAGCACCGGUGGCUGCCAAUCGCGUCCCUACCAAAGACGAUUCAUCGAUAGCUUCCGGCUCGUCUGGAUUCGAUUCACUGACAAAGAAAAAAACGCCUCUGUUAGCAGACUAUCAACAAUCUUUCGAAUUAGAUCCGCAGUCUUUCCUGGUGACGGACUCCGGCAUAUCUGAAUCUUCCGAACCGCCAUCGUCUAUGCUGGACUCAACCGCCUCCCAGGCGACACUCCCAUCCCUGCCAAUGCAUCUAGGACUAAGUUCUAGCAAUACACAGCAAUGUCCAGUAAGCAGUGGAUCUGGAGGCACAACCUGUCCGACGGUGGCCCCCACUGCAGCGACAGCAACGGCGGUGCCCGGCAGCAUCGAAUUGGGUCAUUCCCGUAACUCGAGUAAUACUAGUCAAAUGUCCAAAGGAUCCGGUUACAGCAGUUUCUCGCACAGCCAACACUCGCGGCAAAGCUCCGAAGGAGACUCUGGACAUCAAAGGUUGCGUUCGUCAUUGCAAACCAAACAAAGCCAAGAUGAUCCGAAAAAACUUCACUAUCCUUCUGUAGUUAAUGGUAACCGUUUUGUUAAUGCUAAUAAAAAAUUCAUCACCAGUGUCGCCGGUCCGCGAGAGACCGGAAUGACUGUCAACGGCGGGAGCAGAUCGGGCGGAAGCAGCAACGAAGGAACGCCUACCAAGGUUAUGACGGCCCAUCGAUUGCUCACCAAGCUAAGAAUACCGCAAAGCCCGAACUCCGAUUCGGGGGAUGAGAUAUUCGUUACACCGGAUGCCACAGUGAUUUCGGACGAGGCCGGUUCAAAUGAGGAUCGAACCGAUUCCGGAGUCGAUGAGUUCGGAACGCCCACGCAGGAGAUACCCUUGUCGAAAUUAAUGAAAAUAAAGAGCAUGAAUAAUCUUUCCGCCACGAAAAGUAAUAUCUUUUUCCCUGAGAUUGAAAUAGAGCAGCGCGGUGGACUGGUGGAAGGUGACCGAUAUGUGGGAACACCAAAUCAGCAAAAUCUAAGUAGGAUGAAGUCUUUAGGAAACCUUUCGGCUUAUGAAAGAGAAUUCGGAGCAACUCCGGUCGAUUUACUCAAGUUAAAGAAAGACUUCGAAUUGAGAAGGUUUAGCUUCGCAAAAAUGAAAUCACUUUCCGAUUUAAACGACGAUAGCGAAGACGUGUUAGUUCAACGGCGAAAGCAAGUCUCGAAAGAAACUGAGCCGCCUACCCCUUCACCAAUCGAAGAAAAGAAAACAACUUUCCAAAGAAAUGGAAUAGAUUUAUGCAACCGAUUCCAACCGUUCCAAAUAAGGAACUCCUUUCACAGUGGCAUCUACCGGAAGAAAGCGGGAAUCGGCUAUACGCGUUACAUAGGGAUCGAGGAUGAUUCGCCUUCUCCGCUAACCAAAAUGAACUCGAUACCCACUCUCAGCGCCACGGAUCGUGUUAAUCCCAAUCCAUUCCUAACGCCGAACAUAAGCCGAAAACGGUUCUCUUCCUCGAGCAACAGUCCCGAUGAAAACGAUCAAUCGCCGGUAGAAAUGCGUCAUCCCCCCGUCGACACCGUUGACUCGGGUGCCAAUCUGUUGCGUGCUCCUUUCGAACGCAAUUUCCGUAAAAGCUCACCUACCGAAGAUUUCCGAACCUCCCAAACGAUGGCACCGUUCCGGCAAUCGGAUAGUAACUUCUACAACAUCAUUCGCAAUUAUCCAAUCGGCAAAUCAUCCUCUGCGAACCUGGAAUGGUUGAAGCAUCGUUCAUCGUACAAUAAUUUUCCGCUAAGCGUUAAACCGGUUACCACGACGAUAAUACCGAAGGAUGGAUCGGCAGGACCACCACCUUUGCCGGUGCCGGUUAUGCCGUCUCAAACAGCGACAACGGCAACAGUGACGUUGGCCAACAGAACCGCACCUAAUUCGCCAUCUUCUGCGAAUCACUACAAUCCUCGUGUCUAUCAUAGAAACCCCAGUUCUAGUUCUAUUCCAAUGAGCGAAACGGGUUCGCUGGAUCGUAUGAAAUCGGCGGCCGAGCGACGAAAGAAAGGUGCCCUGGAUGGCGACAGCGUGACGGUGCCAACCGUUUCCGGUCGAGUGGAAGGGACGCGCGUCAACACCGGACUGAUCAUUGACGAACUGCUGAAAAACACCAAGCUGGACCAUCUGGAGGAGUCCGAAACCCCCGCCGGUCUUGCCCUGUACAUUAGUAGUGACGGAACCACAACGCUCGGCAGUCACGAGGUCAAAUCACGGAUGCCGGCCGGAGUAUUCAAACAGGUAGUGAUGGAAAACCCAAGAUAGUAGCAACAGUAGUAGUGAGCCGGCCAGCGUGUUUGUUGCUACCCUGUGCUUUUUCCAACUUGCAUUCGACACGCACACACCGACACUGAUUUAUCAGUUUGUUGCAAUAUCGUCCCCUUCCGCACCACUACUCUUGGCGGGUCAGCUUCUCUGUCGUGUUGUGCGUAUAACCCAUGCUUCCCAGCUGUAAUUCUUAGUGAACGUUAUCAGAUAUACCAACAAAAAACAAAUAAGCAAAAUAUGAAUAAAAUAGCUGGAGAUUUAGUCUACCGAUUCGCUAUCUUGGGCUAUUGGUUUUUGUUGCGGGCAUAGGCUGUCGUGGUUUUCUAUAAUUUAUCGGUUUAAACAUAGAACGAGACGGUAUGGGGGCAAAACAGAAUAUGCGAUCUUUAAAACCUAGGCAUUAUUUAUUUACCUUUUUUGUUUCCUUAAGAGAUGCUGAAAGUGUAUUCGAAGCGAAAGUAUUUAGCAACACAUUGCUAAACAAUAAUACAAGCUGUGAAGAUAUAGUAAGCUAAGUAAUACACCUUUUAAGUGAGUCAUCUGUGAAUAGUUAUCAGAGAAGGAUGAAAAUGUUUCAUCGAAGGUUUUCUUUUCGAGAUUUUGUGUUUUAUAUUAUAUUUUAUUUUCCAAUUUUAAUGAAUUAGUUAUUUUUGCCAAUUGCUAAAGCUGAUAAAGCUUGUACAAGGUUCUGUCAAACUAUCGAAAGGAAAUGUUCUGUCAGUGUUGAUUGUGUACAUAAAAUGUAUUUAAUAAAGCUAAUUUUAAACCAGUUUAGUUAAGGCAAACUAAUUGUUGUGAUUUUUAAAAACUAGAUAUGAAACGAGAAGAUCAUAUCACAAAACAAUAAUUAGAAAAGCAGAGGUAUAAAAUUACGGUACAUUCGCAAAGUUUGAUGAAUCAUGACAUGGUUUUACCACAAGCGUAGUCUAUUUUUAAAGUGUGAAGGAAUGAUAGAGCGCUAAAAUUUCGUCAUUUUUCAGAAGAAAAUAGAAAAUACGUAAAUUCGAUAAUGGGAAAAAAUCAAAAUUUGAAAUACAGUUAGAACACACAUAAUGCAGUAAACUCGUUUGAGUAGACAUAUUCGUGACAUACGUUCACACCCGUUAGAAUCAGUGAAGUGAAGCUAAUAAAACAAAAUUACAUGUAUCACAGCUAAUAAACACAAACAAUAAACCUAGAAACAUGAGGCUCAAUUCAAAACCAGUU
This is a messenger RNA of Sabethes cyaneus, 5316 nucleotides long. RefSeq lists its product as uncharacterized. NCBI's taxonomy places the organism in Eukaryota, Metazoa, Arthropoda, Insecta, Diptera, Culicidae. Bases 1246 to 4107 code for a protein of 953 amino acids. The transcript is spliced from 11 exons. The record is from RefSeq and is a predicted model, not a curated record.